Molecule: messenger RNA, 2734 nt
Organism: Pistacia vera
Lineage: Eukaryota; Viridiplantae; Streptophyta; Magnoliopsida; Sapindales; Anacardiaceae
Product: protein NPGR2
Exons: 6
Coding region: 384-2591 (735 amino acids)
Molecular function (GO): protein binding
Source: RefSeq, a predicted model, not a curated record
GGACAGAACAGAAGAGAGUUCUCUUGAUUUUCUUUAUUUUGAUUCUAAAAUCUUCUGGUUUACGAUUCAAUUCAAAUUCUAUCCUUUGUAAUUUUUCACGGCCAGAAUAACACUAUGUUUGGAUGUUCUUUUUGUAUUGUAUAUCAAAGAAAGUUGUAAAUUUGAUAAAGGGGACAAAAGAGAAAAGAAAAGAAAAAGAAAAGAAGACAAGGGAAAAUAUUUUAAGGGGAUGAUUCUUGAAACAGUUUUGCUUUGGAUGCUUUAAUUCAUUCUAAGAAUAAGCGGAAUUGGGGAUAUGGGUAUUGGUGUUGAUGUGUUGUGGGCUCGUUUUGUCUGCUUUUCUUUUUGGAAAAACAAAAGAUUUUUGAGUGCUGUGGAACAAAAUGAAGAUUAAAAAUAAGAUAAUUAAGCAGAAAAGAGGCAGAAUCAAGCCGAAGUUUGAGAAGAUUAUGAAGUGCAUCUUCUUAGGACAGCAACUAAAAGCAGCAGAGCAAAUGGUACCAUCUUCCGAAUCUCUUGUAACCAAAAAUUAUUCAGCAAGUGGGUAUUCUUCUAGACCUUGUGAGGCUGAGAAGCAGCCGGAUACGGGCAAUAUAGAAGAAGCGGAAUGGUCUCUGCGUGAAAGUAGUUCUUUGAAUUAUGAGGAAGCAAGAGCAUUGUUAGGGAGAAUAGAAUAUCAGAAAGGAAACAUAGAAGCUGCUCUACAUGUAUUUGAAGGAAUAGAUAUUGCUGCAGCAACACCGAAAAUGAAAAUCACACUUGCUAGUAAAAGAGGAGAACGGCAUAAAAGACGUUCCCAAAAUUAUGCUUCACCACCAAUGUCGAUGCAUGCUGUCAGCUUGCUUUUAGAAGCAAUCUUUCUUAAAGCAAAAUCAUUGCAGGUUCUUGGGAGAUUUACAGAAGCUGCUCAAGCUUGCAAAGUUAUUCUGGACAUUAUUGAAUCUUCAUUACCCGAAGGCUUUCCUGAAAACCUUGUUGCUGACUGUAAAUUGCAGGAGACAGUGAACAAGGCUGUUGAGUUGCUUCCACAAUUAUGGAAACUUGCUGAUUCUCCCCGCGAGGCAAUCUUGUCUUACCGACGAGCCCUCCUCCAUCAUUGGAAUCUUGAUACUGAAACUACUGCAAAGAUUCAAAAAGAGUUUGCUGUUUUUUUGCUGUAUUGUGGAGGUGAAACAAUCCCUCCAAACCUACGCACCCAAAUGGGUAGUUCAUUUGUACCCAGAAACAAUAUAGAAGAAGCUAUACUUCUAUUAAUGAUACUAUUACGAAAAGUUUCUCUCAAAAGAGUUGUUUGGGAUCCAUCAAUCUUGGAUCACCUAUCAUUUGCUCUGUCCAUUUCAGGUGACUUGAGGUCUUUAGCUAAUCAAUUCGAAGAACUGCUUCCUGGGAUUAUCAAUAGGAAAGAACUGUACCACAAUUUAGCUCUGUGUUAUCAUGGAGCAGGUGAGGACUUGGUUGCUUUGAAUCUGUUGAGGAAAUUGUUGAGUAGUAGAGAGGAGCCGAGGUGUGUUUCAGCUUUAUUAUUAGCGUCAAAGAUUUGUGGGGAAAACCCUGAUCUUGCAGAGGAAGGGACAAGUUUUGCUUGCAGAGCUCUUGAGUGCUUGGAGGGUGAAUGUGAUCAGUUUGAAAGCACUGCUAAUUGUUUGUUAGGUAUAUCACUUUCAGCACAAUGUAAAUUAACCAUCACUGAUUCUGAGAGGAUCACCAGGCAGUCUAAGGCACUUCAGGUUCUGGAAAGCGCUGGGAGAAGUACAGGUAUGAGAGACCCAAAUAUUCUUUACCACCUCAGCCUUGAAAAUGCCGAGCAGAGGAAGUUGGACGCUGCGCGUCAUUAUGCCAAAUCUUUUCUAAAACUAGAUGGUGGGGCUAAUGUUAAAGGAUGGUUGCUGAUGGCACGGAUAUUAUCAGCUCAGAGACGGUUUGCAGAUGCUGAAACUAUUAUAAGUGCUGCUUUAGAUCAGACUGGGAAAUGGGAUCAAGGAGACUUAUUGCGAACUAAAGCUAAGCUUCAAAUUGCACAAGGUCAGGUUAAGAGUGCUAUUGAAACAUAUACUCAGCUUCUCGCUGUUCUUCAAGUUCAGAGUAAAACCUUCAGUUCUGGGAGGAAGCUCCACAAGGGCUCUGAAAAUCCAGCUAGAAGUUUGGAAUUGGAUGUAUGGCAUGAUCUUGCUUUUGUCUACAUAAGACUGUCACAGUGGCGUGAUGCGGAGGUGUGCCUUUCCAAAUCCAAGGCCAUUGGUUGUUUCUCUGCCACAAGAUGUCAUGCAACGGGUCUACUUCAUCAAAGAAAGGGUCUUCAUAAAGAAGCUUUACAAGCUUUUGGGAAUGCCUUGGAUAUUGAUCCCACGCAUGUACCAAGCUUGAUAUCAACAGCCUUAGUUCUUAGAAAGCUUAGUGAAAAAUCAAACGCAGUCAUCAGGAGCUUUUUGAUGGCUGCUCUUCGGCUUGAUAGAAUGAAUUCAACUGCAUGGUAUAAUCUUGGCCUGCUUUGCAAAGCCGAGGGUACUGAAUGUUCAGCGCUAGAAGCCGCUGAAUGUUUUGAGGCUGCAGCCACUCUUGAAGAGUCAGCCCCGGUUGAACCCUUCAGAUGACCUGUCCCUGCAAACUUUGUGUCUGUAAACCUUACAUUUUUUUUUUCUUCCACUAAUAUGUAUUUCAUAUGAUCCUCACACAUUGUAUUACGAACCGAAAUAGCAAUAAGAAAAAUCUCUUUUCUGAUGUGUUCUAGAUUUCA